Molecule: messenger RNA, 4236 nt
Organism: Chelmon rostratus (copperband butterflyfish)
Lineage: Eukaryota; Metazoa; Chordata; Actinopteri; Chaetodontiformes; Chaetodontidae
Gene: arhgef18a
Product: rho/rac guanine nucleotide exchange factor (GEF) 18a
Exons: 21
Coding region: 405-3380 (991 amino acids)
Biological process (GO): regulation of Rho protein signal transduction
Cellular component (GO): plasma membrane
Molecular function (GO): guanyl-nucleotide exchange factor activity
Source: RefSeq, a predicted model, not a curated record
AACGAGCUCGCGGAAUGUGAACCAGCUUCCCACAAUGCUUAGAAGGGGAAGGAGGGCUCACUCAGAGGAGGCUGGGAUUUCUCUUUAAACAACCCCUCCAUUUCUGCUUAUUUAUAUCUUAUUCGUGCACUUGUUCCUCCUGAGGCAUACUCACUGCCUCUUAUUUUUAGUGGAAGUUGUUGAGAGAGAUUAUCUUCCCUCUCUCGCUUCAGCCUGGAAAUUAGCAGGUGUCUGUUGCUGUAGGUGCGCACCCCUGCUUUAUUUCAACACCAGUGUCAUAACAAGGAAACUGUGGAAGACACAACACAGAACACAAUAAACAGAAGUAUAUAUGAACAAGCUCUGGGCAGAGAGCUUCUCCUCCGGCCUCCUAUGGCCUCCCUGCCUGCUUCCUCAGUCCAGGCAUGACUGUCACCCCUAAAACACACAGUGCUCAAUCUGGUUCCUCCUCUUACAGCGACACAAGUCCCAGAUCCGGUCCGGUGCAAAUGGAUGAGAUCGAAGGCCUGCGUUUGAAGCUCUCCUCUGAGGACGCCGUGUCACUCGCUUCCUCUUUGCCUGAGGCCAUCAACAUAGAAGAUUAUCAUUAUGCUGUACUGCGAGGCGAGCUCGAGUCCAACGCCCAGAACCUGGAGGCGGAGUCAUGGAGCAUGGCUGUGGACCAGAACUACCUGAAGGCCCUGAACAAAGAGGCUGUUAAAAAACAGGACAUCAUUUAUGAGUUGAUCCAGACGGAGAUGCACCAUGUACGCACCUUAAAAAUCCUUCUCCAUGUCUACAUGCACGAGUUGGGGCAGUCUUUGCUGAUAGAGGAGUCCAGACUGGAACGGCUCUUCUUUGGUGUGGAAUCCCUGCUCAACCUCCACCAGCACUUCCUUAACUGCCUCAAAGUGCGCCAAACUGAAAGCCAGGAGGAAGGAAGCCCAAACAACUACCAGAUCACACAACUGGGGGAUAUUCUCAUCUCUCAGUUUUCAGGUGCACUGGGAGAAGGAAUGGUGGAGUGUUACAGUGUCUUCUGCAGUCAUCAAAAUGAAGCCAUCGGCUUCUACAAAGAGCAGCUACAGAACAACAAGAAACUGCUGCUGCUCAUUAGGAAAAUAGGUCAGCUGGCCAUAGUGCGAAGGUUAGGAAUCCCUGAGUGUUUUCUGUUGGUGACUCAACGCAUCACAAAAUAUCCCACCCUGGUGGAGCGACUCAUACAGAACACUGAAGCUGACACAGAUGAGUACGCAUCUCUGGUACAGGGCUUGGCGCUGAUCAAAGACGCCAUCUCUCAGGUGAACGAUAAUGUCAGUGAAUACGAGAAAGCUGCUCGUCUGAGAGAGAUCGGCCUGCGUCUGGAGCCGAAAUCUCAGAGCCGACUGAAGGAGGGUCAGCUGUUCCGCAGGGAGGAUCUGAUCCAGGGAAACAGGACGCUGCUGCAUGAAGGCGCCGUCACCUGGAAGUCCUCUGGUAGACAAAAAGACAUCCACGCUGUGCUGCUGUCAGACGUGCUCCUCCUCUUACAAGAGAAAGAUCAGAAGCUUGUGUUUGCUGCUGUGGAUAACAAACCACCCGUCAUCCCCCUUCAAAGGCUGAUAGUUAGGGAAGUGGCUCAUGAGGACAAAGCCAUGUUCCUUAUCUGUGCAUGCACCACCAGCAUGCCAGAGAUGUACGAGAUCCACACAGGCUCCAGAGAGGAACGCAUCACAUGGACGGCACUGAUUCGGGAGGCUGUGAACCGGUAUCCAGAAGAGGAGCUGUACCGCGAACUGACUGCUAAACUGCAACAGUAUCAAGAUGUUCUAAAGAUGAGGGAUGACCUUAUAAUGCAAAAUCUGACCGAGAAACAGCAGAUCUUUGCUGCUCUCUAUGAGACAGUGAUGGAGCAGGAAACCCCCCACAAAGGGCUGCUGCUCCGAGGAGACGCUACUGACCUCCAGCAGGGGGAGACACUGCUCAUAGGAGCCAUCGAUGAGGUGGAGAACUUGCAGAACCUGCUCUUCUCAAGGUUAAGAGACCCAAGCCCUUUUAAGGAUGGGAGCAAGAUGCAGGGGCAGCUGCUCUGGAGGGCUGAAACCUUUGGAGUGGCUGAUAGUAACCCUGCUGCAAGCACUGUGAAAAAUGGCGAAGCAGCCACGAGGCCAGAUGGCAGCGAGGGCAGCCUCGUCUACAGCAGUCACUCCACUUCUGACCCUCAGCUCCAGGAAACGUACCCCUCUGGGAGCCGAGAACAGUGUGCUGAUGACGAGACAGACAUUCCAGAGAGCCGUCAUUUCCCUGAGGCAGAGGUGUGUGACCGCGUGAUACUGCUCGCACAGAGGCUAUACAGUUUACAAGCCAUCGUCGCCCAGCAGGACAGCCAGAUUGAGCUGCAGCGCACUUUUCAGUCAAAGACCAAGCAGCCCGCUCGUCACUACAGCGGCAUGCUGCUCGAGCAGGAGAAGCAGCGCAACUUGGAGAAGCACAAGGAGGAACUUGCUAACUUGCACAAGCUGCAGGCCCAGCAUCGAGAGGAGCAGCAGCGCUGGGAGAAGGAGAGGGAGCGUCAGAGGAUGCACAUCGAGGCUCUGGAGGCUCAGCUGCAACAGAGGGAGGAGGACUGCCGGAAGUGGGAGGAGAAGCUCGGUGAGGAGAAGGCCGAGCUGGAGAAGCAGAAGGAAAGCUACCAGCAGGGCCUGGAGAGGCUGAGGGAAUCCACCAAAUCAGUUGACAAGGAGAAGGAGCGUCUUACUCAGGAGAAGGAGCGUCUCGAGCUGCUGCAGGAGAAAAUAAAGAAGUGCAUCCCAAACCAAGGACUGUCCAACUACGAUGAUCCUGCACAAUACUGGGGUCUCUCCAGUUAUCAGUCGUUCAGGGGAAGCGUAGUGAACGGAAGUGGGAAUCUGACCUUGCCUCCAAAGCUCCCUGCUGUGGAAAACUCCUUGGAAGUUCCUCCAAAGGUUCCACCACGCAAGGAGAGCAUCAGCCCCCAGCCGGCCAAGCCCGAGCUGCCCAUCCAACUGAUCAGCACCACCAACCAGGUGCACAAGCCCGCCGCCGUGCAGCAGCAGAUUCCCACCAAGCUGGCUGCUCUGUCCAAGGGAAAGGAGAAAGGCUUCAAGACGAAGGGGUCCCACCAGAGGACACACAGUGCAGCAUCUAUAGAUGUGAACCAGGUGCUGCCCAUCCGAGUGACGGGGAAAGAAGGAGGCAGUCUAAGAGCCAAAAGGGACGCCAGUCCUCAAAGAAUCUUCCAGUCAGGUACCUUCAACCCACCAGCAUCUGUCCGCGGUGUAAAGAUGUCUCAGUCGUUCAGCACAUACAACAAGGGCGGCAGAGAGGCUCCACCACCAGCGCCACCUCCUUUUCCCAAAGAUGUUCUCGAAAAGGGCAAAGAGAAGGUGAUAUUCCUUUAAUCCUGAACUACAGACUGAGUUUGGAUGAGGUCUUGUCUAUCGUAAAGACUUGUGCACAUGGAAAGACUGCUGGAGCUGUUAAAAGACAUUGGACUUGACUUCAUGACGUCCGUGUGUCCAAUAUGAGGAACAUCGUGGAAUUUUCUUUCUGAAAACAGCUUUUUGCCUUCAAAUUAGCUGAACUUAAAAUCAAGAAAGUAUCUGUGGCACAGGUUGGUCAAAAAAUAUCAAAAGCUUUGCCCAUUUGUACAUUGUAGAAGAUCAUGAUUUUAACGAAGAUGAUGCAAAAGACUUUGCCAAAGACUUCUUUGAGAAGUACUUUUUUAGCAUUUUUAUGUGAAAUGAACAUAGGCUGUCUUUAGCACUCGUGUCUUAACUCUCGAGCUUUGAUUUUAAUUUAAUGAAUAUAAUACGGUGUGAGGAAGCUAUAGAUUUACAAAGUUUACAUCUGUUUAGAUAUGAGCUGCAAAGCGCAACAUUUUUAUUUCAGAAAGAAUCAAAUAACCUUACAAUUUGUGCUGUGGCCCUGCUCCUCAGUAUGCAUCAUAAUCAAAUCAUAAAUUGUGGGGUAUUGGAAGAAACUGCAUUGUGGUUGUAAAUACUAUCAGCUGUUUUGUGCACUUUCUGACUGGAGACAGUCCACGAUAUGAGCAGGGCUGUUUCAGACAGCUGCUUGGAAGCAUUUAUGAGAAUGUAGCAGAACGAUUGUCAUUUACUGGUAAAUAAUCUGGCAUAACGUAACAUUUAGCAUUGCACACAAUGGCCGCCGUCACCUUUUUGGUUCCAUGUAAAUUGUCUGUAAAUUGUCUUCCAAAUCCCAACAAUGGGUCAUGGAAUAAAAAGAUGGUUGACUUGA